Mytilus trossulus (common blue mussel) is the source of this 1665-nucleotide messenger RNA. RefSeq lists its product as uncharacterized. Bases 1 to 1665 code for a protein of 554 amino acids. Lineage: Eukaryota; Metazoa; Mollusca; Bivalvia; Mytilida; Mytilidae. The record is from RefSeq and is a predicted model, not a curated record. The transcript has 9 exons.
AUGUUUUUGAUAUUCACAACCUUGAGUCUGUUACUGCCGAUUUGUUCCUGUAAUACUCUGGACGAUUCAAAAUUACUUGGAUUAGGAUACGAUCUACUGAGAGCUAACCCGGAAGGUGGGCGUUUCUCUACUUCUGGCCUUGACCCUGGUAUAAAACCAACUAGACAGAUACUUCAAAUUGAUGAUACAAACAGAAAAAAUGUUAUUCGUGUGGAUAAUGUUACCUCCUGCAAAAAUCACACAACAUAUGAAUAUUUUAGUGAUGCGAAAGCUAAGCAGGAGUAUCUUCUACAAGAUUAUGUAACAGGCGGUGACGGUGACAUGCUGAUUCGUCCGUUUGCUUUUAUGGCUGGAUAUGCUCUGAGGGAUGCUUCAAAAACAAAUGCUAUUACUGUUGAUAAGAUAACUGUUUGUAACCGAGGACGAAGUCGCUAUGCCAUGCCACCAGCCUAUCCGUCAUAUCACAAACUGAAUGAAGAGUUUGUAUCAGCAGGAUGUGCCUUGCCCAACUCAUAUGAUGCCAACACCUAUAAUAGAUUUUUGAAAGACUGGGGGACGCAUGUGAUUAUUGAAGUUGAAACAGGAUCGAAGUCAGUUAGCCAAUAUGAUAUUUCUGCAGCUAGAGUUGCGGAGGUACUUUUGAAGAAAUAUGCUAAUCCACACAUAUGGAAAGUCGUUCUUGUAAGAGACGAUGGAAGUAUGGCUUAUUUCAACACGUCAAACCUACUGGCAGCUGAUCUUGAAUCAUUAACAACAGGAGUAUCCCCGAAAAGUUUGAUUGUUGGCGGAAUUGGUAUAUCCGAACCGCUAGAAUUUCAUUUAAUGUCAAUAGUCCGAUUCUUUGAAGAUGAUUUCUGGAGAACCGAAACCCAACAGGAUGGAAUUUGUCCAACGAUCAUGCACAGAAAUGUGUCAAUGAUAAAACAGAAUCUGCUUAAAGCUUUAAAAGAAUAUCCGUCUUUCUUUAGCAUAAUGUCAACGCCAUCAGAAUUGACACACACAUUGAGCGUGCCUUUAAUUUGGCCGACAGGGACAUUUUCCUUGUAUAAACCAGUAUCAGGCUGCCCACAUUCUCAUACUUGGUUUAGCAGUGGUUGGGUAUCGCAAGACACCGAGGAUACCACAAAGGCAACUUCAUAUUCUUCUGGUCACCAUUUUUUUGCUGGUACACCUGAUACAGAGUAUUCUAAGUUUUCCUUUUGCACACAUACGUCAAGUAUGAAAGGUGCUUACUAUAGAAAUUGGCCUGCUGGAAACUACUGCAUACUCAAGUACGGACCAUGCCCUACUGGAUUUGAUGAAGGUUACAUUCAUUGGGAUGAUGAAAACAGUGGUAACGAUAACUCAGCUGGUGGUACGUUACCUAAUGGAACAUAUGGUCAUGACACUGAUAUAUAUUAUUGCUGCAGAAGUGAUGGGCCUAUCGCCGAUAAAGUUUUUCUGCCUAUAGAUAAACCAUUCUAUUUAAUGCGAUACACCAGUGGAUGUCAGAAGGUCUAUGGCAUGGUAGUUCGUGAAGAAUAUUUCCAAUUUGACGACGAAAAUACGAACAACAGAGACAGUUGCAGUGGAGCUCAUCCAUACGACACUGGCUGUAACAACGAUCAUAUGCUUUAUUUUUGUUACUACGAGGUUGAUCGUCAAAAUCCUGCCGUCUUUGGCUAA